GAACCUCUUUGCAAGUGGUACUUUUUGUUGAGCUAUAGUUGGUAAUACAUUAAAAUCGUGUAAAAUUGUCAUAAAUAAAAGAAGAUAACUUUAAGUAUUUCAUAAUUAGAAGUAUAAUAAAGUUGACGUGGGUUUUGAACUUUAUAUAAUAUGUUAGAAACUGGACAAACAUAAAAAUGAGCGCAAUGUGAUGGUGAAACCAACAGAUGGCGUGUAAGGAAGUAAUUGGCCUAGCUCAGCACUUUGUUGAAGAGAUUGUUUAUGAUGAAAUUGAAAAGCUAGAGAUUGUAGGGAAAGGCUCGUUUGGAGUUGUGUGGAAGGCGAAGUGGCGAGAAACAUUUGUGGCUGUGAAGCACAUUGAGACUGAGGCUGAGAAAAAAGCCUUUGCCGUGGAAGUGCGUCAGUUGUCUCGUGUCAGUCAUCCAAACAUAGUGAAGCUCUAUGGGGCGUGUACUCAGAAUCCCGUGUGUUUGGUCAUGGAGUACGCUGAAGGAGGAUCCCUUUUCAAUGCCUUACACGACAAGCCCCAGGUGAUGAAAUAUUCCGCGGGUCAUGCGAUUAGCUGGGCCUUGCAAUGUGCCCGAGGCGUGGCGUACCUCCACAACAUGAAACCCAAGGCUCUGAUUCACAGAGACCUCAAGCCACCAAAUCUGCUUCUUAUCAUGGGGGGCAAAGUGCUUAAGAUCUGUGAUUUUGGCACAGCGUGUGACAAGAAGACUUACAUGACUAACAACAAGGGCAGUGCGGCAUGGAUGGCACCAGAAGUAUUUGAAAGUUCGACUUACACAGAGAAGUGUGAUGUAUUCAGUUGGGGCAUCAUUCUGUGGGAGGUGCUAAGUCGGCGAAGACCGUUUGACAGGUCGUUCAACGGGAAGAACAAACACGGCAAGAACCAACCCUGUGCGUUUCAGAUCAUGUGGGCGGUACAUAAUGGGCAACGACCACCCCUAAUUAAUGGCUGUCCACCUCCCCUCGAAAGACUAAUGACGAGUUGUUGGGCCAAAGAACCCAGUAUCCGACCAAGCAUGGACUAUGUUGUCAAUAUCAUGGAAACUUUGUUGCUUAUGUUCAGUGGAUACGAUAAGCCAGUCCAGUACAUAAGCAGCGAGUCUUUGUCUUCCUUUGGACCUGAGAGCUCUGAUGAUGAAUUUACUGUUGAAGAAGAGAUGAACUCGGGUUUCCAACGUACUUUUGUGGAAAAUCCUAGAACCGAAGUUAAUUCUAUAAAUGGUUCAUUUAGAUCCAUCAGCAAGGAAGACCAAAAACGACUAAGGAGUCCUUUGUACAUAGAACCCGAACCACUAGAGGAAUGGCCGCCUCUGAAUGGUGACAGCAGUGACUACGAAGACACAGAGGACAUUCCCAAUCUGCACCUGAAUUUGUCCAAGGACCUGUCUCAGCUCAGUAUUGGCAGCACUUGCCACAAAGAGCUGGACGAUGUCUAUCUGGACAUGCUGGACCCUCAGUUCCACCCCAUUGCUCCGGACAGGAACUGCCAGCAGUCCGUGCAGAUCUUUGAGCAGCACAAGCAGCUCGCGCAGGAGUACCUGAAGGUGCAGACGGAGAUCGCCCUGCUGUCCCGGGAGAUGUCCGAGCUGUCGGAGAGGUUGAGCGAGGCGGAAGGGCUGAGCCAGCUCGACCAGCAGGACUCCGAGAUGCUCCUGGAGGAACUCCGUAAGCUCCAGAACGAGAAGGAGAACCUGCUGGCGUUGCACCGGAACCUGAAGCGCCAGCUGGAGAUGAUCAGAGGGCAGCGCGACCGAGAGAGCGACGAAGGCUGGGUGGUCGUGUCGCGGCAAGGCCACUCGCCCCUCACCUAAGGCAGACACGGCUGUCGCCUCCCCCGUGACAUUUCCGCCCACCCUCUGCGUGGGGGAACGAGUGCUUGCCCGGUGUAUCUUCCGUGUGUGCCUGGGGUGUGCACAGGCGAGUGUGGGCACUUCCCUCUGUGUUGUUUCAAGGGAGUUAGUUGCGUGUGGUCGCACGUUCAGACGUGACACGCGAGAUGUAACAGCAUGCCUUCCCGGCAUCCAAUACGGUGAAUGAAAAAUUCCAUUCGAAGAUGAGUUCAUGUCAAUUUUUUGUUUUGCUAUCCGGGAAUCUACAGAUUCUGUUCAUAACACUGCAAAAUUCACAUUUUCUGGUGAUGGGCUAGACUCGUACACACGUGCAUAUGGUUGGGUCAUAUUUAACUUGGCUCCUAAUUAGUUUCUUGUCCUUCAGGGCAUGUCUAAUUACCCAUGGUCUAGUGAUAUCAAAGAUAACCCAACGAUCAAAUGUUUGUUACGUGAAGUCUAACUUGUCUCUAAGUAAUAUGAAUAUUGCAGGUUCUUACCUAUAAGUAUUAACUGCCCAAACUUUUUUUUUCAAUGUUUUAAUUGAAAGUUAAAGUCUUGAAUAGUCUAACAAGUAGACUCCCUGUCUCGAAUAGCUAUUGGUUGGUAUCUACCAGAGUUGUAUCUUAAGAGCAAGCAGGUCAUGUGAGCAGUCAACAAGUGCCAAAACAAACACAGGUUUCCUACAGUUUGCAUAAUCUUGCUCGAUUCUUAUGUACUUGCCUUUAGCGUAAUGCUCAUAGCAAUAGAAUAUUUGUACCUAGUACAAUAUUGUGUAAGAAACAAAUAUUGUCAAAUCAAAGAAUUUAUGUCAUCUUUACAGUCUUUUUCUGCUAUCGCUGCUACAGUAUUUGAAUUUCCUGCCGCCGUUUCUUUUAAUGUUUAAUAUAUCUUAUAUUCUGCUAUCCAAUUCAAGUUUUGUAAUUUUUUCCGUAUCCAAAGAAUGUAACCUCUCAGCUGUCAUAACCAACAUUGUUUACCUGUUCGUAAUUAGCAUUUGUUAAGAGACAACAAUGUGUGGCAAGAUGUGUAUCUUUGAUCAGUUGGCUUUUUUUAUGACUGUUUAAUAAUUCACUUAGGCACAUGGACCUUACUUUCAGUGAUUAAUGUCUUAGAAUUCAGUACAUUGGCAUAUAACUACGUCAGUUUAAAAACAAAAGUAUAUAUUAAUACAUGAUUUAUUAUGUCACUCAGUUUCCAAAAAAAAAAAAUUUCAGAAGCAAAUGCCAGAAUAAGAGUUCUAACAGUGGAAACUCAUUUCAUUACCUAGUACCUCAUUUUGAAGCCACUGCAAGAAAUUUUAUAUUUAACAAAAGCUAAGUAGUAUAAAUUACUUUCACUAUGAAAAACCACAAUUGAGAUUUUUUUUUUUUUCUCUCAGACACCUUGUAAUGAGAUUUCACUAUUUUUACCUCUGAAUAUUCUCAAAAACUUCCCUUUUCAAGCUGUACUAGCAAUCUUGAGCUGUUUUUUUUAGAUUGCCGGUGUUCAAAUAGGGGCGAUUAUUCCAUGCUACCAAAGAAACUGUCAGUUCCUCUCUACUUCCAGGAGGGAUAAAAUGCUUUUUAUUUAGAUUCAGAUACAUUAUGUCAGUAGAAUUAUUAGUUUUCGAACACUCAAUAAUUGAGACAACGGAUGUGAUCCAUUGUCUUUUGUCCGUUUCUUACAUUGAAACUCAGCGCUCGGCUAUCAUCGCGUAUUCCAGUUGUACCUGAAGCCAAGCGGCCAGACUGAGAAACUAGACCAGCGCUCCGCUUCCCUUGCGCCAACAACGAACAUGGUUGUAUUAAGAAUUAAUUUGCAGUUAAAAGAAUGGCGUGUUGUAAAAACACCGACUCCAUAACAACUCAUUACAGCAAACAUUUAAAAACCCUCAACACGUGGAAUGGAUUGUUGAAAAAGUAGAAAAAAUUUAACUCGCAUCUUGGCAGGUGUAGGCCACCAUGCUGGUUAGACAGGGAACAAAGUGCUUGCUUCGCCUCCUCCAGUCAACGAAGGGCUCAGUGUGUGUGGGCAGUAAGGAGACGGACAUCUGCCGGUGCGGCUGUGACUUGUGUGUUUGAAAACGUUGCUGUCGUGAGACAUUUUACGAUAAAAAUUCUGUUAAUUUUAAGUUUAAGACCAGCUCCUAACAUGACUAAUAUUUUUAGCAUUGCUAAAUCGAAAAUCGUAGAUUUAAAAAUACAUUUUAAAACAUAAUUUUACAGCUGUAAUGAAAACAAGUUGAGUACAAAAAUUUAUUUUAUUUUUUGAGCCUUGUAUAAUGUGCACUAAUGAGAAUAUUUCUUAUUUUGUAAUUGUUAAAUGCUGACAUAUUAUGUUGGUGUAUAUAAUUUUAUACAUUAAAUAUUGCAAAAUAUCACAUUUUUGUACAUUCAUAUUAAUGGAAUAUUGAAUUAUAAUAAAAAAAAAAGUUCAGAAAACAAAAUUAUUAUGUAUCUUAAAAAUCAAAUAAAUAAGUAUAUAAAAAUUUUCAGGAAGUCUUAUCAUGGUAACUUCUACAACAGGUUUUCUUUAUUAAAAAUCUACCUUAAAUGCUGACUGAAAAAUAACAGUCUCUCUUCAAAUUACUAUGUGGGGAUUUUCCAGGAUUCCAAGUAAAUUCUCUGAUUGAUUUCCAAUUGUCCUGCCUUUUCCCUGCUUUUGUAGAAGUAAAUACACGAAGUCUAGCCUAGUACUUACCAGAAAAUAAUGUGAAUUUGGAUGUGUCUGGUAAUGGGGUCAAAAUGUGUAAUACCAAUACCUAUGGCUACUAAUGACUGCACUUGUACAAAUAUUUAAUGUAAUUCCAUAUCCAAUGUGUCAAACCACUUAAGCCUGUGUCAACUUUUUUGCAGUGUCGUAACAUGUACAAUAUUACGUAAUUGGUCAAUAGUGUGUAAUUGCUUGAGUGAUAAUUUUUGUAUAUAAAUUAUGUUAUGACUUUGUGAGCACAUUUUUAUUGCAGACAUAGAAUGUUAAGAUUAAAUUUUUUAUAAGAUCA
Bacillus rossius redtenbacheri is the source of this 4818-nucleotide messenger RNA. RefSeq names its product mitogen-activated protein kinase kinase kinase 7-like. The coding region runs from base 207 to 1820 and encodes 537 amino acids. Gene Ontology annotation, biological process: positive regulation of canonical NF-kappaB signal transduction; JNK cascade; protein phosphorylation. Gene Ontology annotation, molecular function: ATP binding; magnesium ion binding; MAP kinase kinase kinase activity. NCBI's taxonomy places the organism in Eukaryota, Metazoa, Arthropoda, Insecta, Phasmatodea, Bacillidae. The transcript is spliced from 12 exons. The record is from RefSeq and is a predicted model, not a curated record.